UUCUUCUUCUUGCCCUUCUUGUUGUUCUUCUUCUUUGGUUGCUGUUGCUGUUGCUCUUGCUUGGCUGGGGCGGCAGCGGCUGGUGCCUUCUCUUCCUUCUGCUCGGUGGCAGCGGCGGGGGCCUUUGUGGUGGUCUCGGUGGUUGUGGUGGUUGAUUGGCUGUCAGCCUCGUCGACUGUCUUUUUCUCUUCUACUGGAGCAACUGGCUCCUCAGUUGGCUUUGUCUCCUCAACAACAACUGGAGUCUCCUCAACAACAGGUACUGGAGUCUCCUCAGCAACAACUGGGACCUCCUCAACUGGGGCAGCGACUGGCUCCUCAACAACUGGGACCUCCUCAACUGGUGCUGGAGUCUCCUCUGCAACAACUGGUGCUGUGACCUCGACAACUGGUGCAGCGAUUGGCUCCUCAGCUACGACUGGGGCAGCAACUGGCUCCUCAACAACUGGGGCUGGGACCUCCUCUACAACGACUGGUGCAGCGACUGACUCCUCAACAACUGGUGCUGGUACCUCCUCGACAACGACUGGAGCUGGGACCUCCUCAACAACUGGAGCUGGGGUCUCCUCGACAACGACUGGAGCUGGGACCUCCUCAACAACUGGAGCUGGGGUCUCCUCAACAACAACUGGGGCUGGGACCUCCUCGACAACCACUGGUGCAGCAACUGGCUCCUCAACAACUGGUGCUGGGAUCUCCUCGACGACUGGUGCAGCAACUGGCUCCUCAACAACUGGAGUAGAGACUGGCUCCUCAGCUACGACUGGGGCAGCAACUGGCUCCUCAGCUACGACUCGGGCUGGGACCUCCUCAGCGACAACUGGGGUUGGGACCUCCUCGACAACGACUGGGGCUGCAACUGGCUCCUCAGCAACGACUGGAGCAGCGACUGGCUCCUCRACAACUGGUGCUGGGACUUCCUCAACAACUGGGGAAGCGACUGGCUCUUCAACAACUGGUGCUGGGACUUCCUCAACAACUGGAGCAGCGACUGGCUCCUCGACAACUGGUGCUGGGACUUCCUCAACAACUGGGGAAGCGACUGGCUCUUCAACAACUGGUGCUGGGACUUCCUCAACAACUGGAGCAGCGACUGGCUCCUCGACAACUGGUGCUGGGGUCUCGGCGACGACCACAGGUGCUGGGAUCUCUUCAGCAACUGGGACCUCGACUGGUGCUGGAGUCUCAACUGGGGCAACGACUGGUUCCUCAACAACUGGUGCUGGGGCUGGAGUCUCAACUGGUGCAGCGACGGACUCCUCAACAACUGGUGCUGGAGUCUCAACAGCAACAACUGGAACAACAACAGCCUCAACAACAACAACUGGGGCUGGAGUUGGGGUUGGGGUUGGAGUCACCUCAACAGAAACAACUGGAACAACGACGACAACCUCUGAAGCCUCGGCUGGCUUGGUCUCCUCGACAGAGACGACGACAGAGGUGGUAGUGGUUGAUGUGGCGGCUGCUGGCUCUGCGCCAGUCUCGACAGUGACAGUAGGGACGACGAUGACCUGGUUGUUCACUGGACCGGCAACACGCAAUAUGAUCCAGUCGAUGAUGAAUUGGAUGACCAAGUCCUGGUCCUUCUCGUUGUGCACC
Acytostelium subglobosum LB1 is the source of this 1599-nucleotide messenger RNA. RefSeq lists its product as hypothetical. The annotation marks the transcript as partial. The transcript has a single exon. Lineage: Eukaryota; Evosea; Eumycetozoa; Acytosteliales; Acytosteliaceae. The record is from RefSeq and is a predicted model, not a curated record.